AUGAAGAUAAAGGCCCGACACACAAUGUUUUUAUUCAGGUCAAAACAAUUUGAUCCCGAUCAGUUUGAGAAUGAGUUGAAGAAGGUGACCAGCAAAAUUUCGCAAAAUGAGAAAAGGCUUCGGAAACUCCAGGUACAGAAAAAAUAUUACACAAAGGUGAUCCCGUUGUACUUGAGUUCUGCGUAUGUGAUUUAUUUCAGUUAUUUGUACCAGAUGGACUUUCUGAAACGGUCCAAAAAUAUAUUAACAUUGAUUAUUGCGCCGCUAAUAAUUGGCGUUAUUUACUAUACUAUAAUAUCGUUUUUUGACUAUUUGAUCAACAACAAGGAGAGCUAUAUUGAACAUCUAAAGAACGAACACAAUGAAAAAUUGAUGGUUUUGAAAGAUAAGACCAACUUCGAUAAAACCCGAGACUUGUUAGCCCGGUUUUCCGAUGGGGAAGAUAUCAAAGAGAUGGAGAAAGAGGUCGAUGAGAUGCGUCAGAAAAAAGCCCAAUAUUUGAAAAUGAUCCAAGCAGGAGAAGAGGGUAAAAUCUUGGAGGAUUUACAGCACGGACAAAGGACCAACAAUGGGUUUUACAAUCAUUUCCUCACCACCUUAUUGGGUGAGAAUGAGCUGGGUCCGGACAAGAGAUAUGCAUUGAUAUGCAGCAAUUGUUUCCAGCACAAUGGUCUUGCGCCACCAGGGAAGACUGCAAUGCAAGUCAGAUACAUAUGCCCUAAAUGUGGAACGCUGAAUGGGAAUCAAGCCAUUGAGAAGCAAAGGGCAACUAAUGAAGAGAACGAAGAGCAUCAGGCAACAGCAGCAUCCGACUAG
Pichia kudriavzevii is the source of this 816-nucleotide messenger RNA. RefSeq lists its product as uncharacterized. Gene Ontology annotation, cellular component: endoplasmic reticulum tubular network. The record is from RefSeq and is a predicted model, not a curated record. The coding region runs from base 1 to 816 and encodes 271 amino acids. Gene Ontology annotation, biological process: endoplasmic reticulum tubular network organization. NCBI's taxonomy places the organism in Eukaryota, Fungi, Ascomycota, Pichiomycetes, Pichiales, Pichiaceae. The transcript has a single exon.